AAGCCAAAUAGUAGACAAGCGUUCCCCUCUGCAAACAGUCACAUUCAAGAGCUCAAGCCAAAGAGACACUCGAGCGGACCAGCAGCAGCAACAGCAGCAGCACAGGCCAGCAGCCAGAGAAGCAGUCAGAGAAGCACCUUUUGCUUCAGCUUCAGCCUCAGCUCCAGAAGCUCCAGACUUUUAGUGGCCACAAGCCACGCAACGUUCGUGCGUCGGUUUUUGCAGAGAGUGACGACAAGUGCAAUAAUAGUGCUUCACAGAAAUGCAUCAAAAAUGAAAAUCUAUUUUAUACAGUGACAGUGCAGUGAAUUGAAUGCAAAAAGCAAGAAAACAACUAACCACCAACCAAGAGUAUAAACAAAAUACAGAAUUAGCCAAGUGGUCCAAGCGCUAGACAGUUUUUAAUUUUUCCGUUUUGAAAACGCGUAUCGCACGCGUUACCCUUUCCACACAUCCACACGAGUCCAAAAGCCGGCAACAUAACGGCGCAACUAUUGAACAGCUUCCUGAAGGGUAGCCCCCACCAGACCACCAUUGACAUCAUGCAGAAGCUCUACGCGGAGCCGCCGCCCAGCAGCGCUCCGGUGAGCAUGGCCACCGCCGGAGGCCCUGCGUCUGGCGGCGGUGGCGGGGGUGGACCUGGUGGUGGAGGACCUCCACCGCCCAGCAACAACAAUCCGAAUCCCACAACCAACGGCGGCAGCAUGAGUCCGCUGGCCAGAUCUGCCUACACAAUGAACAGCAUGGGCCUGCCGGUGGGCGGCAUGUCGUCCGUAUCCCCCCAAGCGGCGGCCACCUUCGGAUCCAGCGUCCUGGACUCGGCAGCGGCGGUGGCCAGCAUGAGCGGCAGCAUGGGAGCAGCGGCGAUGAACUCGAUGGGCGGUAAUUGCAUGACCCCCAGUUCGAUGAGCUACGCCAGCAUGGGAUCCCCGCUGGGCAACAUGGGCGGAUGCAUGGCCAUGUCGGCGGCCAGUAUGUCGGCGGCGGGACUGAGCGGCACAUACGGUUCCAUGCCGCCUGGAUCGCGGGACAUGGAGACAGGAUCCCCCAACUCGUUGGGCAGAUCGCGCGUGGACAAGCCCACCACCUACCGGAGAAGUUAUACGCAUGCCAAACCACCGUACAGUUAUAUUUCUCUGAUCACGAUGGCUAUCCAAAACAACCCGACGCGAAUGCUGACACUGUCGGAGAUCUACCAGUUCAUCAUGGACCUGUUCCCCUUCUACAGACAGAACCAGCAGCGCUGGCAAAACUCCAUCCGCCAUUCUCUCAGCUUUAACGACUGCUUUGUUAAGAUCCCCAGGACACCGGAUAAGCCGGGCAAGGGAUCCUUCUGGACAUUGCAUCCGGACUCCGGGAACAUGUUCGAAAACGGAUGCUAUCUCCGGCGGCAAAAGCGUUUCAAGGAUGAGAAGAAGGAGGCCAUCCGACAGCUUCACAAGAGUCCGUCGCACAGCAGCUUGGAGGCGACCAGUCCGGGCAAGAAGGACCACGAAGACUCGCACCACAUGCACCAUCACCAUCACAGUCGGCUGGACCAUCAUCAACACCACAAGGAAGCGGGCGGAGCAUCGAUAGCCGGCGUGAAUGUGCUGAGCGCGGCGCAUAGCAAGGAUGCGGAAGCCCUAGCCAUGUUGCAUGCCAAUGCAGAGCUGUGCCUCAGCCAGCAGCCGCAGCAUGUGCCCACGCACCACCACCACCAGCAUCACCAGUUGCAGCAGGAGGAGCUGUCGGCGAUGAUGGCCAAUCGAUGCCAUCCGUCACUGAUCAGCGACUACCACUCGUCGAUGCACCCGCUGAAGCAGGAGCCCUCCGGCUACACGCCCUCCAGCCACCCGUUCUCCAUCAACCGCCUCCUGCCCACGGAGUCGAAGGCGGACAUCAAGAUGUACGACAUGAGCCAGUACGCCGGGUACAACGCCCUCAGCCCGCUGACCAACUCACACGCUGCCUUAGGCCAGGACUCCUACUACCAGAGUCUCGGCUACCACGCGCCCGCCGGCACCACGAGCUUGUGACAUCACCAGUACCCGCUGGCUUAAGGGCGCGCGGAGCAGAUGCUGCGCUCGCAGCAGCAGCAGCACUUGCAGCAGCAGCAGCAGCAGGCGGCGCAGCAACUGACAUCCGCUUCAAAUGCCACAUCGACAGCCGGGGGGAAAGCCAGCAGCGGCAAGGCGGGAUCGGGUCCGGGGUCCGGUUCGGGCUCAGGAUCUGGUUCGGGAUCAGGGUCAGGAUCUGGCUCGGUCAACUACUCACAGAAGCUGGCUCAGCAGCAACAGCAACAACAGCAGCAGCAACAGCAACACCAGCACCUGCAACAGCAGCAGCAACAGCAUCUGCAGGAGCUGCAGGAGGACUCCUCGAACAUCACCAGCGACCUCAGCGAGGAGCAACUGCAGCAGUACAACAACUACCAGCAAUAUGCAGCGGCGGCCAGCUACCGCAACUGGAAUCACAGUCUCACGUUCAACGGGGCCGCCGCCCUGCAGAACUUGCUGUAGCUGUAGCUGCAGCCAUAGUGGCCCGGACCACCAUCCGGCCAAUUAGCAAGUGGUGCGACGAGUUCGGUGGCUUUUAGCACCUGGGCGCAUCCUUUGAGCACGUGAGUAGGUUCGCCGGCUCGCGCUUUGUACAUAUACCGAUCGGACUACAGGCUGCAGGUCUUCUCCUCCGAGUUGUUCAGUUCCAAUAUUAAUACAUUCAUACAUACCAUAUAUACCGUUCUGUUUGGGGGUCAUUCAAGAUCGAUGAAAAAAACGAAAGAAAAAAGUGAUGUAGUUGUAAGUGCAGCGUGCGGGGCGUCAAAAGCAAGGGAUACGAAUUUUUUGCACCCUGUCGAGCUAAAAU
Molecule: messenger RNA, 2847 nt
Organism: Drosophila bipectinata
Lineage: Eukaryota; Metazoa; Arthropoda; Insecta; Diptera; Drosophilidae
Gene: fkh
Product: fork head
Biological process (GO): anatomical structure morphogenesis; regulation of transcription by RNA polymerase II; cell differentiation
Molecular function (GO): RNA polymerase II cis-regulatory region sequence-specific DNA binding; protein domain specific binding; DNA-binding transcription factor activity, RNA polymerase II-specific
Source: RefSeq, a predicted model, not a curated record